Solanum pennellii is the source of this 621-nucleotide messenger RNA. RefSeq lists its product as uncharacterized. The record is from RefSeq and is a predicted model, not a curated record. Bases 1 to 621 code for a protein of 206 amino acids. Lineage: Eukaryota; Viridiplantae; Streptophyta; Magnoliopsida; Solanales; Solanaceae. The transcript has 3 exons.
AUGGUCGUUGGGUUCCGGCCACAUCGAGGGUGUAGGAUCCAUGGGGAACGCAAGAUUGAAAGAACAUUACAAGUUUCAAUCUAUAGGCGUAAGAUCAUCAUGCCUCCACAAAGAAAAGUUCGAGGUCGUCCAUUUAGAAGAAAUGUAGAGGAUUCCUGGGCACUCAAUGGACAAAACGUGCAACCUCAAGGAGAGAAAGAGGGCAGAUAUGAGGAUAUACCACCUCCUAGUUGGGCCUGCUUUGAUGAAGCCUUCUUAAGGCGUUUCUUUCCCCGAGAACUGAAGAAAGCAAAGGUAUGGGAGUUCCUUACUUUGAAACAAGACUCCUUGAGUGUUCAUGAGUAUGGAUUAAAUUUUACCCAACUGUCUCGCUAUGCUCCUGAGAUGGUUAAGGAUAUGAGGAGCAGAAUGAGCUUGUUUGUUUCUGGUUUGGGUUGUGCUUCAAGCAAAGAAGGUAAGGCUGCAAUGUUGAUUGGAUACAUGGACAUUUCAAGGUUAAUAGUCUAUGUGCAACAAGUUGAAGAAGAGAAGCUGAGGAAUAAGGAGGAGUACAGGAACACAAAAGCUAAUACUGGAAUGAAUUUGAUCAAGAAAAAACUAGUUCAAGUCGACCACAUUUAA